This is a messenger RNA of Protomyces lactucae-debilis, 480 nucleotides long. RefSeq lists its product as uncharacterized. Lineage: Eukaryota; Fungi; Ascomycota; Taphrinomycetes; Taphrinales; Protomycetaceae. The record is from RefSeq and is a predicted model, not a curated record. Bases 81 to 380 code for a protein of 99 amino acids. The transcript is spliced from 3 exons.
AAACUGCUUGCGAGCACCCUUCCAGCGAAGCAGAAGCGCACGUAGGGUCUUGUCAAUCUGCUGCUGUUCAGCUUCUGUGUAUGUUCUGGCAGGCGCAGCGUCCUUCUUUGGCUUGUUGGCCUCAAGAAGUGCAAUCUGGUCAUCCAGCUUGCUUUCCUCUUCCUCAAGUUCUUCUUGCUUCUGCAGGAGCUGCGCUAUUGUCAAAACUCCCUCACUCUCUGCCACUUCCUUGGCUGCACGCUUGUUGUCCUCGACCAGCGUCGCCAGCUCAGUCUGAAGCUGUCCCAGCUCUUCUUCUGUUGCUUGCUUGUCGUUUGUGCUGUCUAGCUCGACCUCACUGCUCGAGUCUACCACUUGAGUCUGUAAAGCGCAGUAGAUGACUUGCUUGCCAAACGUUUUUGCUUGGAUUGCGCUAGCUUCUGCGAGACUGGCAAGGGCCUUAUUGCAGUUUGGCUUGCUAAUCACUUGUUGUAGAUUGUU